AUUGAGAUCCUCGGGCCACGAGAUCAUGGCACUGGACCUGGCUGCUUCUGGGGUUGACCAGCGACAGGCCAGUUCCCUGAAGUCAAUUUCUGACUAUUUUCAGCCGCUGAUGGAGUUGAUGGCGUCCCUGAACUCGAGCCAGAGGGUGCUCCUCGUCGGGCAAAGCAUGGGCGGCCUGGCCAUCUCCCAGGCCAUGGAGAGGUUUCCUCGUAAGAUCUCUGUGGCUGUUUUCGUCACUGCCACAAUGCCCGGCCCUUCCCUCAGUGUCUCCAUCUCAAUAAUGAGGGAUCCGUUUUUCUCUUAUUGGUUCCGGUUUUCGGGUAGCUCUAUGCUCCGGAUAUCAAUCUAACUGUCCAUGACCCUCUAAUAGUCAUUGGAUCAACGGGGGAUUCAUAUUCAACCGGUAAUACAUUAUCAAAAUUAAAAUAAAAUAAU
Messenger RNA from Punica granatum (pomegranate), 435 nucleotides. The record is from RefSeq and is a predicted model, not a curated record. NCBI's taxonomy places the organism in Eukaryota, Viridiplantae, Streptophyta, Magnoliopsida, Myrtales, Lythraceae.